AAAACAAAAGCAGCCAAGGGCGGCCCACAAAUCAAAGGAAACGCAGCCCACAACUCAGUGAAAAGCCACCGGGGCAGCCCACAAAAUGCGCGCCGUCGCCUUCGUCCUCGCCGCCGCGGCGCCCUACCGGGCGUCGGCUUUGCUCGACCACGGCGCCCGCCGCGCGCUGCGGGGCCGGCGCCUCCGAGGCGCGACCUUCGGGCUCGUCGCGAGGACGAGCCCGAGCGACGCGAACGCGAUGUAUUAUCCCCAGCAAUCGUACGGCAAGUCGGUGGCGAUCGACGGCGACAUCGCCGUGGUUGGUGCCCCCGGCGACGGCAACGAGAAGGGCGCCGCGUACGUGCUCAGAACGACCGACGGCGGCGCCACGUACGUCGAGCUGGCCAAGCUGACGGCCUCCGACCGCUACUCCGUGGCCGGCGAGCACCGCUUCGGCUGGUCCGUCGCGAUCGACGGCGACACCAUCGUGGUCGGGGCCCCGGGCACCGUGGUCUGGGACUCGGUCGAUACCCCGGGCGCGGCCUACGUCUACCGCACGACCGACGGCUGGGCCUCGCACACGGAGCUCAAGCUGACGGCCGACGACGCCGAGGAGCAGGACGGCUUCGGCGGCGCUGUGGCGAUCGCCGGCGGUACGAUCGUGGCGGGGGCCUGGAACCAAGGCGGCGGUGCGGCCUACGUCUACCGCACGACCGACGGCGGCGGCACGUAUCCCCAGGUGGCCAAGCUCUCCAGCGACUGCGUCAACGUGCUCUACCCCUCCCAGCCCUGCUCCGGGGACGCCUUCGGCGCGUCCGUGGCGAUCUCGGAGUCCGGCGACACCAUCGUAGCCGGGGCCUGGGGCCACGGCGACGCGAAGUUCGACGACGCCGGGGCUUACUCCGAGAGCCCCGCCAUGGGCUCGGCCUACGUCCUCCGCACGACCGACGACUGGUCCACACCUGUGUGGAAAUCAAACAGUGUGUCGGGUGCACCAUUUCUCGGUGAUGACGCGGCCGUCCUGGCUCGGUCGAGCGGCGAGGAACCAGCAUCGCCACGCCAUCGAGCAGGCGUCGCGUCGAUGGCGUGGAGGACGAGGCGAUGAUUCAACACGAACGCGCCGUAAAAUUUUGAUUUCCACACAGGUCCACACACACGACGACCAAGCUGACGGCGGCCGACGCCGCGCAGGGCGACGAGUUCGGCAUCUCCGUGGCCAUCGAUGGGGACACCGUCGUGGUCGGAGCCUGGAAGGACGGCGACACGGGCUCGGCCUACGUCUUCCGCGCGAGCGACGGCACCCAGCUGGCCAAGCUGAUUGCCGAUGACGCAGCGGUGGACGACGAGUUCGGCGGCUCCGUGGCGAUCUCCGGCGACACCAUCGUCAUCGGCGCCGAGGACAAGGACGAGACGGCCUACGGCACCCACGGCGCGGCCUACGUCUACCGCACGAGCGACGGCGGCGCCACGUACGUCGAGCUGGACAAGCUGGCGGGCUCAGACGACAAUGGUUCAUUCGGCGCCUCCGUGGCGAUCGACGGCGGCACCGUCCUCGUCGGAGAGUCCAACGGCGAAGACCCCGACGGCGUGGUCUUCGACGGCAGUCGGGCCCGCUCGGGCGUGGUCCACGUGUUCUCGAGCGACGCGAGUUUGUGGUCGUCGUCCGGCGCGCUGGGCUCGACGGGUUCCAGCUCUGGCGGCUCCUCCGGCGGCUCCGACUCCAACACGGGGGCAGUCGUCGCGGGCUGCGUCUUCGGCGCCUUCGCCCUGCUCUUCGUCGGCGCCGUGGCCUACUUCUACCGGCUCUCCCCGGAAGAGCAGGCGGCGGCGAAGGAAAAAUUCUGGGCGGCCGAGGCGGAGGGCGAGAAAAAAUUCUGGGCGGCCGAGGCGGAGGGCGAGAAGCAGGUGAAGGCCUUGUUCGCGAAGGCCGAGGGCGAACCUGAGGCCGCGGCCGGAGCCGCGGCCGAAGAAGCUGCGCCCUAGCCCGCGCCGCGCCCCACAAUUCGACGAGGUCCAGCCACGACAGCUCCGGCUCGCGCCUCCUAGCAGCUAAGAAAGUACUAGUAGUUCUCUUA
Pelagomonas calceolata is the source of this 2054-nucleotide messenger RNA. The record is from the annotation of a GenBank genome assembly. NCBI's taxonomy places the organism in Eukaryota, Pelagophyceae, Pelagomonadales, Pelagomonadaceae.